AUGUCGUCAGACUCCCCCCCGUCCACUCCCGGCGGCACUUUCUAUCUGCACCCCCGCCGGGAGGCCUUCGAGCACGGCCUUCUCCCAAUCUCGAAGCUCAUAUUCAACGACGGGACGCAGACACUGUCCAAUCUGAAACCGGCUCUCCUCUCGUCGUCCACCUGCGACCGUCGAGUGAACGCGGACGCUCUCUCCGGCGUCCUUCAAAUACCGAUCGAGCACUCGCGUCUUGUGAUCGAGACCAUAUCCUCUGUCCUCCAUGAUGAUUCCGAUCCUUUGGUGAAUGACAAGGACAAAGAGAUGGACGAAAUUGGGGUUAAUGUGUUUGAUUUGCUCCUUUUCUUGUGUAUACAGAGUUACAAGAGAUUGCUCCCCAGAGGGCACAAGGAUUCUGCCGCCAUUGGUGAUGUCUGGCCAUCUACCUCCGCUUUCGAUGGUCUUUUAUCUUCGCUUCCGCCAUCACAGUUGGCAAACAGCCGUCGGUUUAUGCCAUCUCAAGCUGAUGAAGAGGCUCAUCAGCUAUCCUAUUUGCAGAAACAACUGAGUACUAUGGUUUCCCUCUUGUCUGACUCCACUGAUGCAGAAGGUGAUGAUGAUCAAUCUCUGGUUGUGUCCAUGGAUGCAUUCGAACAUCUUGGUUUUUUGAUGUAUUGUGGGGAAAAGGGAUCCGAGAGAAUCCCAUUGAGCCAGAACACCCCAUUUUCCACAAAUACAGAUCCUGAUAAGCCUGCGGUUUGGGUUCCUGCAUCACAAGUUCUCGAAUGGCUCACCCAAAAUAUAUCCUCCGCCCUGGAACAUAUUUCCGAUAGAGUUUCAUCUAAAGAAAAUGCCGCGGCUGCUUCUCCUGACCAGGAUGUUGCGACGGAGCCACCGAGCUCUCUCAGAGGUCCGAGUUUUAUCGAGGGGAUCUCCAAAUCAUAUUGUGUAAAGCAAGCCUCUGAUCUUAAGGGCACAUCUGUAAAGGUUGUAAACUGUCAUGAAUCCGUGAUCUACAUUUUGGCGCCGCUGAAAUAUGCAACGGUCUACGGAUGCUCUGAUGCAACUAUUGUGCUUGGGGCCGUUGGAAAGGCUGUUAGAUUCGAACAUUGCGAACGCGUUCAUCUGAUUACGGCAGCCAAGCGAAUCUGCAUAGCAAAUUGCCGCGAGUGUUUAUUCUUCUUGGGAGUUAAUCACCGACCUCUUAUUGUUGGCGAUAACCAUAAGUUGCAGGUGGCUCCAUAUAAUACAUUCUACUCCCAACUUGAGGAGCACAUGAGUCAAGCUGGGGUUGACCCUCACAUCAAUAGGUGGGAUGAACCGGUGGCGCUUGGAGUAGUCGACCACCACGACUCACUGUCUCAUCCCGCUGGUAUGUCCGAUGUUCAAGCCGAAACUGCUGCACGCCUGCAUCCAGAUCAGUUCACCAAUUUUGUGGUGAGAACUCUAUUUGGGCUGGCUAUUCCAAACUGGUCUGGAAGUGAGGAAGCUGGUUCUACCAAAGAUAAUCCUUUCUCUCUACCCGAUGCCUACCGCGCGGCGCUGGAGGAAAAUAGCACGCGGUUGAACGGAGUUAAGCAGAUUAUGAGGGAGGUGUCACUGGAAGAGCCCCGGAAACGCGAACUCUCAGCUUCUCUGCAUGCAUGCUUUAAAGACUGGUUAUACGGUGAUGCCCUCACCCUCAAUGCUACCUACCUCAUCAUCAUCAUCAUAUUUGGUGUUGAUAAUUAUCCAUUAGUAUUAGCUAGUUAG
Andrographis paniculata is the source of this 1728-nucleotide messenger RNA. RefSeq lists its product as uncharacterized. The transcript has 8 exons. Lineage: Eukaryota; Viridiplantae; Streptophyta; Magnoliopsida; Lamiales; Acanthaceae. The record is from RefSeq and is a predicted model, not a curated record. The coding region runs from base 1 to 1728 and encodes 575 amino acids.